CCAAGGCCGGUCCCGCCCGCCGCUGAGGGAGAGCGGCGCCCCCCUGCCCGGCGGGGGUCCCGCGGCGGAGGCGCUGCCCGCGGCUGGGGAAGGCUGCCCGGGGAGGCGGUCAGAGUGCGAUGCUUCAAAAUGUUAGCAGAAACUAAAACGUUUAUUGGUAAAUCCCUUCAGCCAGCACGACCUGUGCGUCAUCUGCCUUCUAAACAAGCAUCAGCCAUUGCUUUUAACAUUCAGACUGAAUUACCUAGCAACACUGAAGCAUGUUUGCAGAGUAAGGUUGACAGGUUAUCGGAAAUGACUGAAGUGAAGAUCUUAACUCAAACUGUGAUGCCCCAUCAACCAAACCAGCAUGAAUCAGAAGCAAAGAAAGAAAGGAUCAAAUACAGCAGAGAUUUCCUUCUGAAACUUUCAAGUGUUUCUCUCUCACUGAAGAAGCCAAAGUUUCUUCCUGAUCAUCCAAUUGUACUUGAAAAGCCAGAAAAAAGCAACCCUUUUACUGACAUGUGCAAGAAGUGACAGGUUGUUUGGAAAAUGAGAAAUCCGUUAGUGAAGGAGCUACAUAUGCAGAUCUUUUAAGAUUUUUGAAGGUACUUGGGUGCCUACAGAUGAAAGUAGGACCCUAUGAAACUUAUGGAAAUGCCUGUUUCUUCCUGUAAUUGCCUGAAAGCUUUAAAAGACAAACUUUUAAUUUGUAAUGCCUGAGAUGGUAAUACAAUUAAAGUGAAAAUAAAUAAUUUUGCAUUUUGCCUGACAGAAUUUUGUCCUUGAAUUGUCUGUGUUAUGUAGCCAUAUAGUUUCUCUGACCAUAAAUUCUAAACCAAUACUUGAC
Messenger RNA from Falco peregrinus (peregrine falcon), 829 nucleotides. RefSeq names its product chromosome 3 C8orf88 homolog (gene C3H8orf88). Lineage: Eukaryota; Metazoa; Chordata; Aves; Falconiformes; Falconidae. Gene Ontology annotation, molecular function: eukaryotic initiation factor 4E binding. The record is from RefSeq and is a predicted model, not a curated record. Bases 130 to 516 code for a protein of 128 amino acids. Gene Ontology annotation, biological process: negative regulation of translational initiation. The transcript is spliced from 6 exons. Gene Ontology annotation, cellular component: cytoplasm.